Messenger RNA from Talaromyces stipitatus ATCC 10500, 687 nucleotides. RefSeq names its product polysaccharide deacetylase (NodB), putative. Gene Ontology annotation, biological process: carbohydrate metabolic process. NCBI's taxonomy places the organism in Eukaryota, Fungi, Ascomycota, Eurotiomycetes, Eurotiales, Trichocomaceae. Gene Ontology annotation, cellular component: membrane. The transcript is spliced from 2 exons. The record is from RefSeq and is a predicted model, not a curated record. Gene Ontology annotation, molecular function: hydrolase activity, acting on carbon-nitrogen (but not peptide) bonds. Bases 1 to 687 code for a protein of 228 amino acids.
AUGCUGCUUCUCCUGUUGCUGCUCCUGCUGCUGUGCUGUCACCCUGACGUGCUUUGGCAAGUAUCAACACCGGAAAAAGUGAUCGCACUCACCAUAGACGAUGGACCGUCAAUCUACACCGCCGAGAUUCUGGAAAUACUCGAAGCGAACCAUGCAACAGCCACAUUUUUCAUUAUUGGGUCGCACGUUUCGAAACUGAAAGAUGACCGGGACAAGAUUCUUCAGGGACUGAUUCGUGGUGGAAAUGAGCUGGGUAAUCACGGCAUGUACGAUGAACCGGCAUGCAGGCUACCCGACGACGAGCUCGUGUCACAAAUCAAUGCAGUUGAUAAAGUCAUCCAGAAUGCCUACGAAGCUGUAAAUACUGUACCGAUGGAUAGCAACAACACGCUUCCGAGAUAUUAUCGUCCAGGAAGUGGUUGGUACACUACGAGAAUGCGCAACAUCGUCAGUCGUCUUCGGUAUAAGCUCGUCUUGGGUGAUGUGUAUCCCCACGAUCCUCAGAUUCCGUUCGCAAAAGUCAAUGCCGCGCAUAUCCUUCGCAUGGCGAGACCUGGAGGAAUCAUCAUUUGUCAUGAUGGACGACCCUGGACGUUGCCGAUGCUGAGAAGUGUUCUUCCGGAGUUGAAGAGAAGAGGUUACAAGGUUGUGCAUGUUACGGAACUGCUUAGAUAUGCGGAUUCGUAA